This is a messenger RNA of Onychostoma macrolepis, 2084 nucleotides long. RefSeq names its product prolactin releasing hormone receptor 2a (gene prlhr2a). The record is from RefSeq and is a predicted model, not a curated record. The transcript is spliced from 3 exons. NCBI's taxonomy places the organism in Eukaryota, Metazoa, Chordata, Actinopteri, Cypriniformes, Cyprinidae. The coding region runs from base 195 to 1307 and encodes 370 amino acids. Gene Ontology annotation, molecular function: neuropeptide binding; neuropeptide Y receptor activity. Gene Ontology annotation, biological process: G protein-coupled receptor signaling pathway. Gene Ontology annotation, cellular component: neuron projection; plasma membrane.
ACACACACACACUUUACCCCGCCUCUCCAGUGGGAAACACUAGUCUGACGCUCUCACUCAGGUCCGGUAGCGCAUGAUAAACGAACGCGCGCGAGUCCGCUGAUUGAGAAACUGCGCAUCCACGAGGAAUCAACUAAACUGCAUCCCUGUUUAAAAAAGGUCUCUACAAGCAGUAGCCUAUUCCAGCCGUAAGGAUGGAUGGAAGUGGUGGUGAAUGGCUCAGCACUCCUGUGCCCUCGUAUUGCCUGGAAAACACCACCGUGGAGAAUUCCAGCGCUGGCCAAAUCUACGAAGUCAUGCUGCAGUCAAUGAACACGACUAAGCGCAAUCCGCAGUUUGUUGGCGUGGAGCUCCUUCAGUCUUUUAAACCCCUUAUCAUCCCGUGCUAUGCUCUCGUGGUCCUGGUUGGAGUUUUUGGGAACUACCUGCUGCUUUACGUCAUCUGCCACACCAAAAAAAUGCACAACGUGACCAACUUCUUCAUCGGUAACCUGGCAUUUUCCGACAUGCUGAUGUGUGCUACCUGCGUGCCCUUUACCCUGGCGUACGCUUUUAAUCCUCGCGGGUGGGUUUUUGGAAGAUUCAUGUGCUACCUGGUGUUCCUCAUUCAGCCGGUGACAGUGUACGUGUCGGUUUUCACACUGACAGCCAUUGGGGUGGACAGAUACUACGCUACUGUUCAUCCACUGAAGAAGCGCAUCUCAGUUCUGGCCUGCACAUACCUUCUCUCCGGGAUCUGGAUUCUGUCAUGUGGUCUCGUGGCUCCUGCUGUGGCCCACACAUACCAUGUGGAGUUCAAAGACGAAGGUUUCACAAUCUGUGAGGAGUUCUGGAUGGGUCAGGAGAAAGAGCGGCUAGCCUACGCUUACAGCACGCUCUUCAUCACCUACGUUCUUCCUCUGUCAGCUCUUUGCAUCUCAUACUUGUGCAUUUCUGUGAAGCUUCGCAAUUGCGUGGUGCCAGGUCAUCGCACCCAAAGCCAAGCGGAAGCCCAGCGGGCUCGGAAGCGCAAGACGUUUCGCCUGGUGUCCUUGGUGGUCGCUGCUUUUGGGAUCUGCUGGCUGCCGAUAAGCGUCUUCAAUGUUCUUCGGGACAUUGAUAUAGACCUGAUCGACAAGCGCUACUUCCUGCUGAUCCAGCUGUUGUGUCAUUUGUGUGGAAUGAGUUCGUCUUGUUGUAACCCAUUUUUAUAUGCAUGGCUGCACGAUCGUUUCAGGGCGGAACUGCGCAAGAUGUUCACCUGCCAUCGACGGAUUGGCAUCGGGAUUCCUGCUAACAACUGUGCAACGGCUAGUGUGGUUCUCUGACAGAAAAAGAGCACAUCAAGUUAAAAGCGGCUAGCAGAACACUUGGGUUGCACACUUGAGGAAAAAGAAAGUGUUCACAUCGGUCCUGGCCGGAACUCUACCAUCUGUAAGGUUCCACCACAUGCAUCUUGUUUUAGAAGGACACAGAUGGUCUUUCUUGGAUGUACAAGCCAUGUGAGAAAGCUGUUGGAUUUAUCCACAAGAUUUCACCAUGCUGUCUGUGAUUUGGAUGCGGGUCACCUAUGAAUGAAACUGGAUGAUGGUCUCAUUACAGAGAAAUGGUAGCUAAAAAUACUGCAGCAGAAACAUUCAGAUACCCAGCUUUCAAAAAAGCAAAUGCUUCAGCUUUAAAAGUGAAUAAGAGCUUACGCCUUUCAGACUGUUGGAUUAAUAUUGUGUAAACUGCAUGUGUUUAUACAAGAUGUCACUGAAGAUAUAUUUACAUCAAAACAGAUAAAAUAUUCAAAAAGAACACAUGGCCUAGAAAUACCAUAUGAAAUAUUAAAACCUUUUGCUAAUUAAAUGUUUUCAGAACUUUUUAGGCCUUUAAUGUUUUUGUGCUCAUUAAGUGUGCAAGAAUACAUUAUUGUCUUUAUAUCCAAAAAAAUAAGAAAUAAAAACUUUUGUCUGCACAAACAAAAGGUUUUCAUUUUGCAGCCAAUAUGACUGGAUGUUGUAAUGUAGUUGAAUUUUUUCAUUACUGAACCAAGAAUCCAGUAUCUUUAUUGUCCUGAAGCAAAUAAGGAACAAAACUAAAAAUUCAGAGAAGAAAGUGCC